Messenger RNA from Dermacentor albipictus, 3308 nucleotides. The record is from RefSeq and is a predicted model, not a curated record. Lineage: Eukaryota; Metazoa; Arthropoda; Arachnida; Ixodida; Ixodidae.
AGCAGAUGCGUGGCAUUAUCGCGUAUGACCCACACGCUGGUUGCAACUAUUACCACUACAAGAAACUGUCUUGCGUUGCCGUCUCGCAGCACACAACGCCCCUGAAGCAAUGGCAGCGGAACAGAAGACUUCGCCGUCGGUGAAAAAUGAACACAGGACAUCUACUUCGCUGUACGAUAUGCGCAACCUCAUGGUGUCCAGUCCUGUAGGUUCCGCGCCCGGCGGGUUCCGAACACUGAGGGCGGUGACGGCGUGGAAGGUAGAAGCGCCCAACCCGACCACCGUGGUGGCAUCGGUGUUUGUCAUCUCUUGCGCCACAUUCGCUGUGGCGGCCAUGUACCUCAGCAGCUGGGAACAUGGUUGGCGCGCCACCGAUCCUCUGUGCACGACGGACGACUGCCGGCAGCACGCGCAGCGCCUGUUGCGAGCCCUGGAUCGCAAGGCGGGUCCCUGCGGAGACCUUCAGCGCUUCACGUGCGGCUCCUGGUCGUACGACAAGCAGGUGCCUCUGGUCACGAGCGUUAUCCAGGCAUCCGAGAGGUCCUGGUUCAGCCGCAUCGCCGAUCCGGCCUUCCUCGUUCCGCGCGGGAUGCCGGCGACGGCAGCAAAGUUCGAACCGCCGGCGGGCGUCCGCAAGGCUGUGGAGCUGGUGCGCCAGUGCGUCGACAGGGAAGGCGAGACGCCCGAGGCUACGGAGCAGCUAUGGCGUAAGUUCCUGGACGACAACGCGUUCAUCUGGCACCGGCUCAGCGAGAACGUGACCGGCCACUCGGUGAGCGCCAUCGAGCGACUCGUCGUGUUCGCCGUGCGCUGGCGACUCCCCAUCUGGUUGGACGUGCACCUGACGCCGGCGACCGACAGCGGAGCCCGGACCAUCCACCUGCUGAGCUCGCCUCUUGUGCCGCUUCUGCAUCGGAUGAACAACGAUCUGGGUUUCUUGUCGGCUGGAACCAAGUGGGUGUGGGACUUCUUGCUGAGCGCCGCGGGGCGCGCCAUGACGGACGUCGACAAAGAGUGGCUCGAGAGGACCACGGCGUUUCACGCACAUGUCACGCAGCUCCUGUACGGGCUGGGGCAGACGCAGGGCGUUCGGAAACCCGCCGUCGUUCCCCUCUCGAAGAUGGCGACGGUCGGCGGGUCGCUGUCCCCGCACGCGUGGUCGUCGGCGCUGCAGGCGGCCUUCCUGCUGGACCCGGCCGUCGCCGCAGACCGGGACGCGCUGCACGUGUCCGACGUCCGGCUGCUGGAGACCCUGGAGCUGCUGUUCGCCGAGCACGGCGACCGCCAGAUGCUGGUGGACGUCGAGUGGUCCGUCGGCCAGCUGUUCGGCCCCUUGAUCCUCUCCAAGAUGGUGCACGUCCUCAGGAACGACCGGUACACCUCGGGCUUUCUGGAGCGGCUCUGCGGCCAGCACGUGGAGUCCGUGUUCGGCUACGCCCUGGCGCAGUACGACAAGGAGCUGCGCAGUGCCGAGGAACGGGCGAGGCUGUACGAGAUGCUCGGCGUUAUCAAGGACACCGCCGUGGAGAAAGUGAGCGGCGCCGUGUGGAUCGAGCCGCCGGAGCUGAGGGCGGCCAUCGCGAGUCACGUGAACGCCACGAAGACCGUGGUGUGGGGCAAUUCGCGAGACGUCUCGGAGGCCGCUAACAAAGACUUGGAGGGCGAGAGCGAGGACGAGGAGUGGCUCAUCUUCUGGACGUUCUACGCCAACGUGCCCGUCGACGGGACGCUGUACUUCGAGCGAUGGCACUCGGCCCUGCGGUACACGCUCGAGUGGCGCAGCCCGCUCAAGCACGUCCUCUUUCAAAGGCUUCGUCGCAUUUGCUUGGAUAGCCUCGUCCAGUAUGACCCCGCUGCGAACGCCGUCGUACUGAGCCCGGCGUGUUUGAGCGCGCCGUUCUUCUACGGCCGCGCACAGAACGCUGUGCUAUACGGCGGCCUGGGCUACCUGUACGCGCGUGCGCUGGCCUCGGGCGUGGACUACGCGCCUCCCUUCUGGUCCGCCACCGCCACCGCCACGUCGUCCCAAAUUGCUGCGUCAGUGACGUCUAGCAUGGUCGUCAAGCGAUUCAGGAGGAACGUGAACCCGUUUCCCGAGGAGAACGUACCGCAUGGCUCGAAUAUCUCAACACUGAAAGCUGCCUUGAUCGACAACGCGGAAGUCAGCUCGAACGGACUAUCAUCGACAUCGAUAUCUCCAGCGCGAAGCUUGCGCAAAGAUGAUGGAACGCCUUGGUCCGCAACGCCGGCAUUAACAAAGUCGGCCCCGCCACUCAAGCAGACGUCGACAGUUGCUGCAUCCUCCACGCCCGUGAUGCCGGUUGGGGCGCAACUUUUCGCCAUUGAAUCCGGUGCUGAAGUACUCGCGUCGAACCCGAACCAGGCGUCGAUGAAUCGGACGCAGACUGACAUCUGCAAGUCGAGUACUCUAUCACCGGCCUGUCUGUCUCUACGAAGAGUUAAAAGAGGAGCCCGCCACGUUGUGGCGCCGGGGCGUUCCUGGAGCUCCGCGAAAGAACCGCCGCACCUAGAAGCAGCAUGGCCUCCGGUACCGGACGGCGCCCACGGGCUUCCAGGAGACGCCGGCUCGCCGUCCGGGCCGAAAUCGCCUGUGGUAUCGCCGGGCGCCGCGACGUCCGCGCGCGUCUCGAGGUCGGGCGAGCAGGCGUCCGCGCUUCGGGAGCGGGGACCCUGCAGCAGCGGCGGCGAGCUCGCGGGCGACGCCUCGUUUCUGGACGUGGCCGCGCUCGAGAUCGCGCACGCGGCCUUCGCGAAGCUCCUGAGUCGCGGCGAGAACGUGCGCCUCACGGACCUGCCCGAGUUCAGCACCGAGCAGCUUUUCUUCCUGACGGCCUGCCACACCCGCUGCGAGCGCCUCCUGGCUCCGGAGCGCAGAGUGUGCAACGACGCCGCCCUCAACGUCGAGGCUUUCGCCAGGGCGUUCGGCUGCCCCGCCGGAACGUUUAUGAACCCGGCUGUUGGCUGCCUUGUCACCUGGCCGCGUCCCACGACGCAUUGAAAGUAACUGCUGUUGGAGCCAGUUAUUCGCGAUAUAUUUUAGACGGCGUGGUCCGCUUAACGACCACGAAUAGUGCCAGCACAAAAAAAAAAAGAAAAAGAUAUCGAGGACAACACCUGACACAACAGCACUGAUGUACUAUAGCUCAUUUCUUUUAUCGGUUAUCCUAUGGUUUAUGAUUUACGUUGCUGCAUGUGGCCUUGUUUCGUUAUAUUACGGUUAUGCGGUUCACGUUUCUCGCAACAUCUUAAAUGUACUUGUUUCUUAAUUAUGUAGUCGCUAAACGCCA